AUGGACCCCCAGGCUCUGAAGAAAUUAGGAGGGUUUGGCGCUGUGGCCCUCGCGGGGGUUGCGGGGGCUGUGGGCCUCUUCAAUACUUCUCUCUACAAUGUGGAGGCUGGGCACCGGGCCAUUGUGUACAACCGGCUGCGGGGCAUCAGCAGCAAAAUAUACUUCGAAGGAACUCACUUUUGUUUUCCCUUUUUGGAAAGACCAAUUAUUUACGACGUCAGGUCCAGACCCAGAGUCCUCACCAGCCUCUCAGGCUCCCGCGACCUGCAGAUGGUGAGCAUAACGUGUCGGGUGUUGUCGCGUCCGGACGAGGGUCGGCUGCCCGAGGUGUACAGACAGCUGGGGAUGGACUACGACGAGAAAGUGCUGCCUUCGAUCAUUAAUGAAACUUUAAAAUCAAUUAUUUCUCAGUUUAAUGCCAGUCAAUUAAUCACUCAAAGAGAAGCCCUCAGCAGCAGGAUCAGGGAGCAGUUGGUGCGAAGGGCCAGGGACUUCAACAUCCUCCUCGACGACGUCUCACUCACGCACCUGAGUUUCUCGCCGGAGUACGAGCGGGCCGUGGAGGCCAAGCAAGUGGCGCAGCAGCAAGCAGAGAGAAGCAAAUAUGUUGUCUUGCGGGCUUUGGAGGAAAAGAAAAGCACCAUUAUCAAGGCCCAGGGCGAGGCCGAGGCCGCCAAACUCAUUGGAUCUGCAAUAAAGAGCAACCCGGCCUUCCUGGAGCUGCGGCGUAUAGACACCGCAAAGGAAGUGGCCCAAACCCUCGCCCGCAGCAGCAACAAAAUUCUUUUGUCUUCAGAAGCCCUUUUGCUAAACCUCGCUGUAGGAAAGAAUUUUUCGACGGAGUACUUGAGCGCGGCAAAAUAA
This is a messenger RNA of Eimeria necatrix, 864 nucleotides long. RefSeq names its product prohibitin, putative. The record is from RefSeq and is a predicted model, not a curated record. The transcript is spliced from 6 exons. The coding region runs from base 1 to 864 and encodes 287 amino acids. Gene Ontology annotation, cellular component: mitochondrion; membrane. Gene Ontology annotation, biological process: mitochondrion organization. Lineage: Eukaryota; Apicomplexa; Conoidasida; Eucoccidiorida; Eimeriidae.